AUGCAGGGCGAUCAGCGAAGCGGCCAAGGCGGCCCGUCUCUCUUUGAGCAGAUGUACUACCAACAGCAGCAACAGCAGCAGCAGCCAUACGGUCAGCAGGCACCACCUAUGCAGCAGCCGCCGCAGCAACAGUUUCCCUCUUCCUAUCCGCCUGCGCAGCCCGUAUACAUGCAACACCAAGGUCAACAAAACGUGCCUUACGGUUACACAGCACCGCCGCCGCCGCCGCCACAGGCACCGAAUUACGCUUCCCCUCAGCAGGACAAUGAUUACUUUAAAGGAUUUUACGACGGCAUGGUAAGACCUUCGGGUCCAGUUCUCGGAAAUGCAGUCAGUUGGCUGGCUCCACUUUUUGUUAAUCUUGCUAUUUUUGUCGGCCCAAUUUGGUAUAUGCGACGCAAAUACGUUCAGGCCGUGGGUAAGGCCGCUACCGGGGAUGCGGCAAAGAAAAAUUCAAUGAUGAGCGGUCUGAUGGAUAUGAUGAACCCCAUGAAGUCAAAGAAUUACCGUGUAGAUGUGAAAGACACCACCUUCGCCGACGUCAUCGGCAUCCCGGAGGCUAAAGAGGACCUCAAGCAGUACGUGGACUUUUUGAAGGAGCCAAAGAAGUUUACUCGACUUGGGGCCCGUCUGCCGAAGGGUUGCCUGCUGACCGGGAAACCAGGAACUGGAAAGACUCUCUUGGCUCGCGCCGUCGCAGGUGAGGCGAGUACGGCGUUUUUCUCCUGUUCUGGCGCGGACUUUAUCGAGAUUUUUGGCGGCAGUGGCCCGAAGCGGGUCCGGGAGCUCUUCGCACAGGCCAGGGAGGCCGCGCCGUGCGUUGUCUUUAUUGACGAGAUUGACGCCAUAGGCUCUCGUAACCAGGGUGGCCGCAGCAUGGGUGGAGGCGGCAGCAGCGAGGAAAACCGUACCAUCAACCAGUUGCUGGCCGAGCUGGAUGGGCUUUCCAGCAAGGAGGCGAUUGUGGUGAUUGCAGCCACAAACUAUGCUGAGGCAAUUGACAAGGCCCUUUUGCGCGACGGGCGCUUUGAUCGCAAGGUGAAUAUCCCAAUGCCUGACAUGGAAGCCCGGCAAGAUCUCUUUGAGUUUUACCUGAACCGCAUCAUUACGGGAGAUCCAAACUGUAAGCCUAAGGUUCAAACAUUUCGCACGAGAAGGGAGGGUGAGGGUGGCGCCGCUGCCGCCUCGACCGUGCCUGGCGCUGAGGUGAAACAAGAGAAGCAGGCGGAGGAGGCGCAAUCCGUGAUUGUGGAGACGCCUGUGGAGGUGAAGGUUGUCCCUGGCGUCAGUAACAAGGCGUACGCGCGUGCAUUGGCAGAACGCACCCCGGGUGUGUCGCCGGCACAAAUUGCAACCAUUGUGAACGAAGCCGCCUUGACCUCGGCCAUGUCAGAGGAGCAAGUUGUUCCGCUGAAGACACUCCAGGACAGCAUUGACGACGUUCUUAUAGGUAAGAAGCAUCGUCAGCGGAUGGGCGAGGAGUCGCUGCAGCGCACCGCCUACCACGAGGUUGGACAUGCAAUCAUGGCCUGGACAUCGCCGCUGCAGAAGGAUGUGGUAAAAAUUUCCAUUAUUCCACGUGGAAGGGCCGGGGGCUACACGCAGCAGGUGCAGGAUGAGGCGCUGGAGCCACGUACGGAUGUGUUUUUGUUCUCACAGUUAUGUGUUCUCAUGGGUGGUCGCGUUGCCGAGAGGAUAUUUUUGCGGGACAUUUCAACAGGCGCCAUGGACGAUCUCCAGCGCGCCACUCGCAUUGCAAUGGAGAAACUUUUAAUGUACGGCAUGUCCAAGUCUAUUGGCCAGCUGGCUUUUAAGCCGAACGGCCCCAAUGAGGGUCGUGCCUGGAUGAACUAUUCUGAGGAACUACACGCAAAGGUAGAGAAGGAGGCCCGGGAACUUGUCGCUGCGGCAUACAAGCACACAGAAAAAACCCUGCUUGAAAAGCGCGAGCUGCAUGAGAAGCUCGCGAAACUCCUGCUGGAGAAAAAAGAGCUCAUGAGGGACGAUAUAGAAAAGGUCCUGGGCCCCCGUCCUGUGCUGACUACCUCCGAGUAG
Trypanosoma conorhini is the source of this 2055-nucleotide messenger RNA. RefSeq names its product putative ATP-dependent zinc metallopeptidase. Gene Ontology annotation, biological process: protein-containing complex assembly; mitochondrial protein processing. Gene Ontology annotation, cellular component: m-AAA complex. Gene Ontology annotation, molecular function: ATP-dependent peptidase activity; ATP binding; ATP hydrolysis activity. Lineage: Eukaryota; Euglenozoa; Kinetoplastea; Trypanosomatida; Trypanosomatidae. The coding region runs from base 1 to 2055 and encodes 684 amino acids. The transcript has a single exon. The record is from RefSeq and is a predicted model, not a curated record.